GGCGCAGUGAGCAGGCCGGCAGCAUGGCAGACAACUCAGUAUCGGAGCAGCUGUUACAGAGAUUACAAGAUGGAGGCAGUAAAGGCGUGGAUAGCUUGGAGCUGGCGGCCCUGCUCGGCGUGGAGCAUCAGCAGGUGGUGGGGGCAGUGAAGAGCCUGCAGUGCCUGGGGCAGAUAAUUGAGGCGGAACAGCGCUCCAGCAAGAAAUGGGAGCUCAGCUCAGAAGGGGAAGAGAUUGCCCGCGAGGGGAGCCACGAGGCCAGGGUCUUCCACAGCCUGCCCAAAGAAGGCUUGCUUCAGAGCGAGCUGAUGAAGCAGCCCAUAGCUAAAGUUGGCUUCAGUAAAGCCAUGUCCAACAAAUGGGUCCGUGUGGAUAAAGCAGCAGAAGGAGGGCCCCGCAUCUACAGAGUGGUAGACUCCAUAGAGGACGCAGUGAAGGAGAAACUCCAGCUCAUCCUCAAGGGAAAGGCCGAUGAUGUGAAUGAGAAGGACAAGAACGAGCUGAAGAAGAGGAAACUUGUCAAUGAAGUGACGGUUAAAUCCUAUUGGGUAACGAAGGGAUCCGGCUUUAGCACAAGCAUCACCAAGCAAGAGACCGACUUGACCCCCGAAAUGAUCGCCAGCGGAUCCUGGAGAGAGAAGCAGUUCAAGGGCUAUAACUUCAAUGCUCUGGGAGUGAUGCCAGAGUGCGGCCAUUUGCACCCUUUGUUGAAGGUGCGCACCCAGUUCCGGCAAAUCUUCCUGGAGAUGGGAUUCACAGAGAUGCCCACCAAUAACUUCAUAGAGAGCUCUUUCUGGAAUUUUGACGCACUGUUCCAGCCGCAGCAGCACCCUGCCCGGGAUCAGCACGACACCUUCUUCCUACAAGAUCCAGCCUUAGCCACAGAAUUUCCCAUGGAAUAUCUAGAAAAAGUAAAGAAGGUUCAUUCUGAAGGAGGAUAUGGUUCCCAAGGGUACAAAUACGAUUGGAGCAUCCACGAGGCACAAAAGAACAUCCUGAGGACACACACUACAGCAGUGAGCGCUCGGAUGCUGUACAAGUUGGCACAGCAGAAAGAGUUCUCCCCCGUGAAGUAUUUCUCCAUUGACCGGGUGUUCAGGAAUGAGACGCUCGACGCGACGCACUUGGCCGAGUUCCACCAGAUUGAGGGGGUCGUGGCAGAUCGGGGUUUGACUCUGGGGAACCUUAUGGGAGUCCUAAAAGAAUUCUUUCACAAGCUGGGAAUCACAAAACUGCGCUUCAAGCCGGCGUACAACCCUUACACAGAGCCCAGCAUGGAAGUGUUCAGUUACCAUGAAGGUGGGUAAUCCUGCGCUUAAGUCUCCCACAUGUUCUGGGCCAGCCCAUUGAUACUUACUCUAACAGCUGCUUCUGGGUGAGUUUAUAAGCCCCGGCACUGGCCUCUCCAACCAAUGGAAAGCCGGCACCAUGGUUGGAAACAUUCAGUAUUAUUUGGGGGGGAUUUAUUCCUGCUAAUAUCCCAUAUACAGGCAAGUCAAUCUGCCGCGGGUAAUCCUCUUGUGAUUAAAUCCAGAACCUGUAAUGUGCAAACGCUCAGGGAAUAUCCUCUCUCCUUUCUCUCGCUGGUCUCCGGGGGGAUUUGGGGCUGUUACAUAACACACAGCUGCUCACAAGCCGUGGGGGGAUUUUCUAGCCCUCGUCACAGAUUCUAUACAGAGAAUUGUUUUAAUCUGAAUUGUUAUGAAACCGCCGCGCCUUAACUUUUUCCUUCUGCUCCCCAGGGUUACAGAAAUGGGUGGAAGUUGGGAAUUCUGGGCUCUUUAGGCCGGAGUUGCUGCUGCCGAUGGGUCUGCCGGAAGACGUGAACGUGCUUGGUUGGGGCCUGUCACUGGAAAGGCCAACGAUGAUCCGAUACGGUAUAAAAAACAUCCGGGAGCUGGUGGGACACAAAGUCAACUUGCAGAUGGUGUAUGACAGCCCUAUCUGCCGCCUGGAUGCUUGAGGAGCAAGAACGCGCUGUACAGGAUCUUCCUGCCCACAGGGGCAACACACGGGGCUUUGGGAUAGGAUACAACGCUAUUGUUUAUUUAUACUUGUACAUGGGGGACAGGCAGUACUUUUUCUAUUUAGUCUGACUUUAUACAGACUCAGAGCCACUUUUAUAAACCUUUAGCAUAACUCCUGUAUUGGUUUUAUUGCUGGCCAGUGUGCUAGGGCAGGCUCCAUAUCCACCAAGUAAAUCUUAUUCUGCUCUAAA
Messenger RNA from Xenopus tropicalis (tropical clawed frog), 2218 nucleotides. RefSeq names its product phenylalanyl-tRNA synthetase subunit alpha (gene farsa). Gene Ontology annotation, cellular component: cytoplasm. Gene Ontology annotation, molecular function: nucleotide binding; aminoacyl-tRNA ligase activity; ATP binding. NCBI's taxonomy places the organism in Eukaryota, Metazoa, Chordata, Amphibia, Anura, Pipidae. The record is from RefSeq and is marked validated. Gene Ontology annotation, biological process: tRNA aminoacylation; phenylalanyl-tRNA aminoacylation.